Messenger RNA from Melospiza georgiana, 1391 nucleotides. It is a transcript of the gene TMEM82, whose product is annotated as transmembrane protein 82. The transcript is spliced from 7 exons. Lineage: Eukaryota; Metazoa; Chordata; Aves; Passeriformes; Passerellidae. Bases 132 to 1214 code for a protein of 360 amino acids. The record is from RefSeq and is a predicted model, not a curated record.
CAGGAACAUGGUUCAGCACUAGCAGCCCCCAGGGCUGUAGGACAGACUCCUGCCACCACCACCGAUGUUAAUAAAGAGCUGGAGCUCCGGCCGGACGAGAUGAGCUCCAGCUGCCCUGGCUUGCCCCAGUAAUGAUUUACCAGCCGGGGGGAGCCACUCCCCGCCUCCACCCCGCGGACCUUGGAGCCGGGGCCUGGCUGCACUGUGGCUCCUCUCCACAGAAGAUGUUUUCCCUGGGGUCCUGGCUGCCGGCGCUGCCCGGGCUGGCGUGGGGCUGGGCACUGCUGGAUGCGCUGCUGCAAGGGCUGGUGGGUGCCUGCGCCGUCUCGGUGCUCUGCAGCCUCCUGAAGGUUUAUCUCUACAUCCAGUGUGCAAAUAACCCCGAGAGGCAGGCGGAGAAGGAGGUGAUGGCGGCGCGGCGGCCGCUGCUGGAGCCGCUGCAGGUGCUGGUGCUGACGGCUCUGCUGGCCCUGGUGGGCUCCCGUGUGGCCGCCCUGGUGGUGCUGGAGUUCUCCCUGCGCGCCGUCUGCACCAUCCUCUCCCUCGGCAAGGGCGCCCACAGCAGCCAGCUCUACCUGCUGUGCCAGUACUCCCUGGGCUGCGGCGUGUCCUGCGGCCUCACCUUCCUGCUGGAGGGGGCUCCGCACCGCACCUGGAACCUGGCGCUGGCGGCGGGGCUGGCGGGGCUGCUGGCGCUGCACGCCCGGCGCCUGGCCCGCCACGUCUGCGCCCUGUUCGAGCUGCACAGCCGGCAGCGCUACUGCGGCCUGUGCCUGCUGCUGCUGCCCGCGGGCCACGGCAUCCCGCGCCUGCUGCGCAACGCCCUGGGCCUCACCUUCGCCGUGGCCGACCUGGCCGCCGUGGAGCUCAUCAACCGCGAUUUCCUCUCCACGGGCGAGGCCGUGCGCUUCUGGACGCCGCUGAGCAUCUGCUACACCCUGCUGGUCGUCUACAUGCAGGAGGAGUCCCGGCAGAGCACGGGCAGGGGGGCGGCGUUCCGGACCGUGCUGGUGAGGAUGGGCGGCCUCUUCAUCCUCCUCCUCACCGUGGGCCGAUGGACCGACAUCCUGCACGUCUUGGUGUCGCUGCUGGGGGAGCUCUGGUGCCUGCUGCACUCCGGGGCGCUGCUGGAGUCCUGCUGCAGGCAGGAUUUUGCCCAGCAGCCUCGCCUGGAUCGUCGGGCAGGAUCCGGAUCGGGGGAGACGUCCCGAUGAGGAACCGGACAGCAGAAACUCGGGGUGGCUUCGCCGGGCACCCCAGAAUCCCCCAUCAUGGAUCCCCCGUGGGGACUGAGGAAAAAAGGGCUCCUGGAAGAUGUCCAACCCCAAAAAGAGCUCCUGGACAGCGUCCAACCCCAAAAAGGGCUCCUGGAAGGCGUCCAACCCCAAAAA